UUAAGAAAUGAGUUUAAAAAAAUGCUCCUCCUCCAUCAUUCCACUCUUCCCACGAGAUCGACUGUUUGACCUCUCGCUCAGGUUCCUGUAUUAUUCUUUUGCCAACAAAAUCUUACUCAGUUACAUUAGCGGCCGCUGCGGACAUGGCAACAUCCAACGAAUGCAGCUACAGCUAUGAGGAUUAUAGAGAAACAGCAGACUGGCUUCUUGCUCAUACAGAUUUCAGGCCCAAAGUGGCAAUCAUCUGUGGUUCAGGCCUCGGUGGAUUAGCUGACCUGCUGGACCACAAGAUUGCGUUUCCUUAUGAAGAAAUCCCCCGGUUUCCCCACAGCACAGUGCAGGGACAUAAAGGUCAGCUGGUGUUUGGAGAGCUCAAUGGAAAGCAGUGUGUUUGCAUGCAAGGCCGUUUUCAUUUUUAUGAGGGCUAUAACGUAGCCACAGUUACAUAUCCAAUAAGAGUGUUUUUUCUUCUGGGAAUUGAGACUCUGAUUGUGACCAAUGCUGCUGGAGGACUAAAUCCUGAAUUUAAAGUGGGUGACAUCAUGUUGAUCAAAGAUCAUAUCAACCUUCCAGGUUUUGCAGGCCAAAAUCCCCUGUGUGGUCGCAAUGAGGACAGAUUUGGAGUGCGCUUUCCCUGCAUGUCUGAUGCAUAUGAUAAAGACUUGACACUGCUGGCCAGGAAGACUGUUGAGGAACUGGACUGUGCCUCUUUCCUUCAGGAGGGCGUUUACUGCAUGUUGGCUGGGCCGUGCUUUGAGACGAUUGCAGAAUCCAAGGCUCUGCAGCUGCUUGGGGCAGACGCUGUGGGUAUGAGUACCGUUCCAGAGGUAGUGGUCGCUCGACACUGUGGGCUGCGUGUGUUUGGACUUUCUCUUAUUACCAACAAGGUGGUGACCGACUAUGACAGCAAGGAGAAGGCUAAUCAUGAAGAAGUGCUGGAAACCACACGCAUGCGAACCAAAGACCUCCAAAAGAUAAUAAGCCACUUGGUGACAAAUAUGUAGUGCAACCAUUUACAACAUUCACAAAAAAUUUGAGUUUGCUUUUUAAUAAUAAUCUUAUAGAGUUUUUCUUUUGAUAUUUUAACAAUGUAGAUUUAUAUGUUACCAUAUGCUUUUUAAUGUAUAUUGUUCAGGGUUACAGAGUAGCUAUAUAUACUAUAGACAUUCCAGUGCUUCUUAAGUCUAAAUUUAGAUCUAGGUCUAUUUUGUUUACCUCUGAAAAUGUCCAUAGCACAAUACAUAGUGGGGUAUUUACUAAUACACCACUGUGAGAGGCGUACGAGUUAUUAAGUUUAAGAUGUAUGUGAUGCACUCACGUGGAUUUUGAAGAACAACUGAAAAUACGCAGCAUUACAGAACAAUCAGUUUUUGUCAGUCUCGAAAGAAGAGUUAAAGAUCGAACAGACUUGAAGGAAACAAACACAACUCACAGUGAUGCAAUCCUCAGAUUGAUUUUCUAGUAGAGUUUAAAGCAGGACAGUGGCAAUUAUUUAACAAAUGAUCAAUUGAUCAGUUUUAUGUUUUAUCUUAUUCAAUUUUUUGAAUCAAAGUUUUAUUUUGUUGUCUGCAAAUAAUAACUGAAGAUGUUAAUAUAUAAUAACAAUAUCUCUUUGCACAUUAUAGAUUAUUUUAGAGAUAAUAUGUAUAGCAAAUAUAACAAAAAAUACACCAUAUAAUAUGUG
This is a messenger RNA of Misgurnus anguillicaudatus (oriental weatherfish), 1684 nucleotides long. RefSeq names its product purine nucleoside phosphorylase 6 (gene pnp6). The record is from RefSeq and is a predicted model, not a curated record. Gene Ontology annotation, cellular component: cytoplasm. Gene Ontology annotation, biological process: nucleoside metabolic process. Gene Ontology annotation, molecular function: purine-nucleoside phosphorylase activity. NCBI's taxonomy places the organism in Eukaryota, Metazoa, Chordata, Actinopteri, Cypriniformes, Cobitidae.